AUGAGCACUACACGUGAUCAAGCUACUAUGGAGCAUCCAUCGCUGUUGGAUGAUAUUGUUCUACAUGAAAAUGAUCUGACCGAAAAAGCCAAGAGCUGUUUCGGCUAUCAUAGUAAGAUUUUGCACGCGUUUGAAUUAUAUCGUCGAAGCAUACUUUCUAAUGAACAUAUGACAAGUACGGGUAAACAUGGAGCUUUAGCUGGUGUUGGCAAAAUGCAUACAAAUUGCAAACGAGUUCUCAAUUAUAUGGCAGAGCACAAUGAACUUCUUAAUGGUACUUUACCACCGCUUGGCCCAUUGAUUAUCUGUGGCCUUCCACGCACAGGGUCGACAUUGCUCCAGAAUCUGCUAGCCUGUGAUCCUGAUUGCCGCUCUCCACUAUUCACGGAUAUGUGUGUCGAGAUUGUUCCACCUAUCUCACGAUCAAAUGCGGUUGAACAGAAGAGAAGAAUGGCCGCAUUGCAAUCGUCGAUGCAGCAGGAUACAUCAUUUGUAACUCAAAGAAACCAAAUUAUUGCUUCUCAUCCAGUUUUUCCAAUUGAAGAAGAUUACCAUAUUCUGCGGCAAGCAAGUUUUCUUCCCUUCUUCACGAUGAUAACAUCUGAUCCAGUAUCUGAUGAUGAUACUUGGCUUCUUGAAGAACUGAACAAAGAUUUUGCAUAUGACUAUCAUGAGGUGUUCUUGCGCAUGUUGAAUUCUGUUGAUGCGCCACGUUCUCAUUGGGUAUUGAAGGCACCCGUGCAUUGUUUCAAACAAGACACAAUCCUUCAACAUUACCCGAACGCGGCAAUAAUCGUGACUCAUCGGUGUCUCGAUGAAGUUUUGCCUUCGUUAUGUAGUACAGCAUGGUCUCUUGGAUCAAUUUAUCUCGACAAAAGAGACGCCGCCAGUCGAAAUACAAUAAAGAAACAAACUCUACAAUUUAUUGAUAAAGCGGUUGAAUGCAUGGUAGAGUUUCGCACUCGUCUAGACCGUAUGCAUGAUCAAAAGCGCAAAAACCUUUUUGACGUUGCCUACAAUGAUUUGAUGGAGCAACCAAUCGCCACUGUGCGUCGCAUCUAUGAUUAUUUUGGUCUUCGCUGGUCGGAUGAAUUCGAAGGAGCCAUGCAGGCUUGGCUUAGCAACAACCCUCAAGGCAAGCAAGGCCGUCACAGUUAUAGUCUGGUGGACUGCGAGCUCACACACGAAGACAUUGAGACACGGUACGCUGAUUAUAUCAAUUUGUUUCAGUGCUCAUCAGCUACCGAUAUUGCUAGUACUAACAGCAACCAGCUUUCUUCAAACAACGAAUCAUUUCAACAAGUCUAA
Molecule: messenger RNA, 1308 nt
Organism: Adineta steineri
Lineage: Eukaryota; Metazoa; Rotifera; Eurotatoria; Adinetida; Adinetidae
Source: the annotation of a GenBank genome assembly